Procambarus clarkii (red swamp crayfish) is the source of this 765-nucleotide messenger RNA. NCBI's taxonomy places the organism in Eukaryota, Metazoa, Arthropoda, Malacostraca, Decapoda, Cambaridae. The record is from RefSeq and is a predicted model, not a curated record.
AUGAGUGUCCCUCGCGACCCCUCUCCGUCGUUGGUGCCAUCUGAUUUGAAUGUUCCUACUCCGCCUGUUCAGCAGUUUGGCCCACCUGGCCCGUUGGUGUCUGAUGCGGCAGCCUCGCUUCCUAUGCACGUCGUCACUGCGGAGGUUCAUCGGGAUUCAACUGUUACUGACAUGAAGUCGGGUACGCCUGUGGCAGCUGCUCCGCCGUGUGUAGGUCGGAGUGGCGAUCCUGCAGGUCCUCCGUGUGAUGUUGCUCCCUCGUCUGGUGGCCGUGCAUCCGACGUGGUUGCUGCUGCUCCGGUGGCGCUGCGUUCCUCUCGUGGCUCUAGAGGGCCUUCCCUAGUCGCGGCGUCGGAUCAGACCCGUCGUAAGCAGGAGGCACAGACGCAUUCCUCGGACACAGGUCCUCCCGUCAAGCGAGGGGGGUCUACGGCUGGGGCUGCUGUGGCGUGUGCCCCUCCUCCUCCUCCUCCUCCCUCUGGUGGCCUGCUGGGGUCUGUUGCUCCUGGGGCUCCCUCUGGGGGCAAUGAAGCCCCGAAGGCGAUUGAGGAUGCACAGUGGGUGGUGUCCACUAAUGUGGAAGGUAUUGGACGGGAUGUGCUGACUAUUAAGUUUACGAAGUCCACGAAGAGUGUGGGCGCCGACGUUCCUGUGGCCCCCUCCGCUGCCGGGUUGCCAGAUGAUGUGCCUCCUGUUCCUGUUGCCUUCCCUAUGGGGGGCUCUGGUGCGCCUUUGUUGGGGACUGUGGGGUUGGUGGGGUCCUGA